GGUAGCAACCGGGGUACGCCAGCACGAAAUCCUGUGCCUGUCGCCAGACGGUCCGUCCUAGUAGUCGUUUCCUCGCCUUGCCACGUGACAGCACGUACAACUUGUGUAGUGAGAGGUUACGAUAAGUGAGUGUUGGGGGCGCACAGAGUUGCCGUCCAUUGCGCCAGUCGCCGGCGACAGGAUUCCCGCUGGUGCUCGAAGCAUUUGGCUUUGGUUUGUAGCAGGGGUAGCAGCACAAAGCAACGGCAGUAGCCAUGUUGUUCUGCUAACUUGAUGAGCGGUCUCUGCGCAAACGAGUGGGUCGGAACACUCCGGGGCAGUCAUAGGUUGCAACAAACGAGGUGCGUUAGCCCGAUCCAGCUGCAUUGCUUAGCCUUGCUUCAAUAACAGACUUCGCAGUGCGGGUCACGAGCAAACACCUGGUCGAGCUUUACGUAACAGAAGUAGAAAUAACAUACGUUGGAGCGCGGCCAGUCGCGCAGAUAUCAUCUCGGUGCUUUUUGUUUGUUCAGCAAGAUUGUGUAUGUGUGUGUGCGCGGUUACGCGUAUCACUGUUCGUGAAGACUAAGGGAUAUAACUCGUUAGAUUCAGUCACAGAAAUCUUCAAUAACAGACAGCGCUUCGACUACAAUACAACAGCUGAGAUUAGCAGUACGCAGGCUUGAAGCGACGCGUGCUCACUAGCAACAAUAAACACGGAGGAGAAAACGGCCGUUUAGAACAACAAACACCGACGCAUCUAGGGUCGCGUCCUUCGUCCGUAAACGCCAACUCGAAUUGUUACUGUUGUCCUCGACGAAGCAGCAGCAGCAGCAGAAGAGAUACGACGUUGGAAUGAGACUUGAUAUCUGAAAAAUUUUUUGUCUUCGAGAAAUGAAGAUCUCUUUCGACGGAUCAGACGGGUGCACGAUGCAAAUCCUUGAGUAGCAGAUCUACAUGCACUGAAUAACAGCUGAACAAAAUACUGCAAUAUCGCUGAGAUCCAUUAUCGCCAACGAGUUUUUCUAGACUUUCACUCUCGGAAUGUCGGACGAAAUCAUCGAGCUGAAUGUUGGCGGGACCUCAUACACAACAAAGAGGUCCACCUUGAUGAAGAAAGAACAGGGAUCCUGUGUUCUCAGAGAUCUUUUCACUGACGGAGCCAAAGACUCCCAGGGUCGCCUGUUCGUGGACCGUGAUGGUGCAUUGUUUCGCUAUGUGCUCGACUACCUUCGCAACGGUAAAGUGACUUUACCUGAGGGCUUCACAGAGCGUGAACGACUUCGCCAAGAGGCCGAAUUCUUCCGGCUGGCCGAACUUUCGGCUGCCCUCAACAUUUCCGGAAAUGCUACCUCACUCGUACCCUUCCCCGGCCAGCCGGGCUACGUCACGGUCAGCUACAGGGGGACAUUUGCUUUCGGCCGCGACGGUUUGGCGGAUGUAAAGUUCCGCAAGCUAACCCGCAUCCUCGUUUGUGGAAAGGUGACCAUCUGUAGGGAGGUAUUCGGGGACACCCUGAACGAAUCGCGUGACCCAGAUCGAGGCCAAGAUGAUCGUUACACCUCACGGUUCUUUCUUAAACACAAUUCCCUUGAGCAGGCCUUCGACAUGCUGCAAGAAGCACGCUUUCAGUGCGUGUGCGCUUGCGGCUCGGGUACUUCAUGCGGCGGCAAUGGCGGCGAACCUUUAAAACCCGGCCUCGAUUCAGAAGAGCAACGAUGGAAUCAUUACAAUGAGUUUGUCUUUGUUAGAAAUUAGAGUGACGAUUUAACUCAUCGGAAAAUGAAAAGCAUGUUACUGAAAUUCGGCUUACCGAACACCAAUAGAACAAACAGUCUAGCGGCUAUAUAUUAUAGCAUCAAUAAUAUGCAUCCAGGUUAACAACAGCUAGUAAAUAAACAGGAAAAAUACUAAAAGCUCAACAAUUCUAGAUUCUGUUAGGUUCGGAUACGUGAUUACUGACAACAAGAUAAUGACACGAAAUAAUAAACUAAUUAUAUAUUUGAGGACAAUUCAAAUUACAGCGGAUAAGCUAAAAUACAUAUACAUACAAUAAUAAAUAGAGAGCAAGACUGUGCGUAAUGAUUAAGCGACAGUGAGAAAGUAAAAAGUAACCUUGUGAAAAAGUCCACUAAUUGAUAAUAAAAAUAAUUAGUAGUACAUAGUAAACAUAAUAGUAGCAACAACAACGUAAAAUACAAGUGAAUUCAGUCUUAUUCGGAUUUAGUCGCCAGUCGAAAGGGAGACAUGGCGAGAAGGAUAGACCUUGCUUUCGGGAGGACCACGCAAGAUAUUCUAGUAUCCGCCGUCCAACUCUAGCAAGGACCUUACCGCUUCCUAGACAAGUGAGACCUCCACCUCCCCGCCAAAACUCCUUACCAACUAAGCCCUAAUGAUGACAGAAAAGCAUUAUCCCAAUACAUGUAUGCUAUAUAUUGACAUAAAACAGUCAACAGAAACAAAAGCUACUUAUCGUCGUAGUAUUUCGUUAUCCUAACAUAUGAAUUAGCAAAACAAAAAACAAUUUGUAAUCGUUGUUAGUGAUGUCAAUUACUUUGAUGCUAGUUAACUUACAGUUAGGACCUGCAUCAACUUAUUGCCUCUUUUGAAAACGUAAUUAUGAUAGUAGAAGACCUGAGAAACGAAAGCGGAUUAGCCGAAAAAUAAGGAUAGAAAACACAUCCGAAUAACGUGGUGCUCUCUGUUCCUUAUCGGGUAAUGACACAUAGACGACGAUUUAAAGGUAUGGGACCUCGAAUUAAACGGCCGAAUUUCCCACUUGUCCCUCCACGAGCCACCUCACCAUGGUAUCAAUAUAUAUAUAUAUAUAUCCUUCAGGUAAAAGUUCUGCCCGACAGAGCAGAUGGCCACGUGGUAAUGGACGGUGGGCAUUAAUGGAUACCUGAGGCGUUAGCAGCAACGUGUAGGCAAAAUGCAAACUCAUUUCGUUUCCUGUUAUAAUGCUCCACGGCUGCUAGUCACUACUAGGCUGUCGAAGCAUUAUUGGUAACUUAUUUACUGGUCGUUCAGUUUACGUGGCGGUACAUCAGAAAUGUGAAGUCUGCUGAGUUUCGAAUCUAACGUAUUUCUUACGAGUGAGUUCGGCGUACGAAAAAGCAAGUAAGGUAAUACAGAGAAACGCGUUGAAUUUUCAAUUCCAUUACUGCAACUUGUCUCCCAUCCUGGAACGCUUCUUGUUUAUCUAACGAAAAUUCUUGAUACUUGUAGGAUAGUGAUGAUUAUUUCUCCUGCUGAUGUAUGUCGAGCAGUUUUUGGUUAAGUUCCAAAAGAACAGAUCUGACAUUCGUGUUUUUGGCACUUUUAGACGUGGGGAUAGAAGGACUAUUAAUAAUAGUCAGGUAAUGCAGGAGAGCAUCCGAUGAAGGUAGCGGAGAAGUAGAUUGAAAACAACUUGAAGUUGUCAUCUAUAUAAUACUUAGGGAUAGUAGUAAUAUUAUUGCAACCACAUUUCGUAGCCUGGCAAUUAAAUUGAGUAAUGAUUUUAAGUACACUAUUAAGAAUACACUAUAAAAAGGGCGAUUAUAUGUAAAGUACUAUUGCGAUAACGUGAUACGACGGUCUGAUGUUGCGCAAAAAUCGAUCAGUAACUAAGUUUCUAUUAAAUUAUGACAAAGGGCGCCUGGAAAAUUGUAAUGAGAGCCUGAAGAAAGCGUCAGUUGAAGAGCAGAUACCCUCAGGAAUGGGGAGAUCGUGUUUGGCGCGCAACUUCAGACGCACAUAGAAUGGUUUGAGCUUUCGGUCCACAGAAUGCUUUGGUCAUCCUAAUCUCUUUUUGAUCUUAUUCUAUUUCACUAUUAUGCUGUAGGCAACUUGAACGAAACGUUAUUACAGAUAAGACAAUAACUAUAUACGCAUACGCAAAAAUAUAAUUAUAUAAGUAUAUAUACAGAGUUAGUUGCUGUAGAAAAGAUUAACGGAACUAAGUUGUCGGUGCGUGAUGGCCUCUACCAUGUACUAGAAUAAGGAUAUCCAUAUAUAUGUAUAUGUACAUAUAUAUAUAUAUACAUACACAAAACAACAAUAAAAUGUUUGAACAGGAGAAAGAAAGAAAAGGUGCGAGGAGAUUUUCCUUGAAUUAUGCCCUAACCUAUCAUUAGGACGAAAACUGGGACCUCCAGUUAGGAUGUACCGAUAGACGACUCUGUGGUUCGCGCUUGUUGCCCGUCUUGCUGUAGGUUUGAUGACAAUAAAUGUAAAAUUGUUCCUCUCACACACACGUAAUUGUGUGAAAUUGAAGUUUAGUAGUCGCGUCAGAAAGCGACCUUCAAUCAGAUAUCGGUUUUCGCACUUUGUUUAUUAAAAAAAAAGGAGCGACACAACGCUCGCUCAAGCUGCGGCAGAACAUAACGUGGGCUUUUGGGGCGUCUCUAUUUGUAACGGGCCCUGUUACCCGUUAUACCUGAUCUACCUUUGAAAUUAGGACAGUUUAUCCUCCCAGAGAUGUACUAGUGAACAUGACAAAAACAAAUGAUUAGUUAGUAUGACGCUAGCUGAAAAAUAGAUGUGGGCAAGAUAGCCGGAUAGUUUAAAAAAACCGAAAAGUAUCGUACCGCUUAUCAUAACUACGGAGAGGAAACGGUCGAUGAGUUUGGCUGCGAACCAGCGUUCGCAAGUUGAGGUUACAUUUCUGUGGUCGUGGAGACGGGCGGUCUAGGGAACUUAUUGUCAACGGAAAUGUUUAGUAAUACGGUUAUUGCACCGAAAGCAAGUGUAAGAGAAUAAAAGAGCAAGUAAGGCUAUCCGCAGACACUCUAACUGUAAAUGAAUAAACAUAAAAUGGUAACUAUACGUAAGAGUUCUAGAUCCAAACAGGGUGUGAUCAAUAUAGUUCUAUUGAAAAGAAGAUCGAAAACGAGAGCAGAACCAUGCCAAAUGCAGGGUGAAAAAACAAAAAAAAAAAACAUACUGAGAAGGUAAAAAGGUAGAAUGAGAGGAAUCCGAAAAGAAAAAAAAGCUAAUUUAGAUUUCCGCAGUAGAAAAAAAAGUAUAAGGAUGCAGAACGUUCUAAGGAAUGGCAGUAUGAGAAUUAGUUGUUGAAAAGUUGAUCAUAAUAAUAAUAAUAACGUUAAACCCUAGGACACAUACAUGAGACACAUACUAAUACACAUAUAUACAUACACAGAGAAAAGUACGUGCAGGAAAAUAAGAUGAAGAGAACUAAGCCGCGCACACGGUAUGCCAAACACAAAAAGAGACGUAGGCGGUUUGUUUAUUUCAGCGCUAUUAGAAAUAAGCCGCUACAACAAGACAUGGUCAUCGUAUUAGUCCUGAUGGUAUCGGGUAGCCGAAAACGUCCGCCAAAACGACGAGUAAGCAGGAACAACGACGCUGAGAAUGGACGAAAAGAAAAAAAAAAAAA
Messenger RNA from Varroa destructor (honeybee mite), 5359 nucleotides. RefSeq names its product BTB/POZ domain-containing protein Ktl (gene Ktl). Gene Ontology annotation, molecular function: protein binding. Gene Ontology annotation, biological process: protein homooligomerization. NCBI's taxonomy places the organism in Eukaryota, Metazoa, Arthropoda, Arachnida, Mesostigmata, Varroidae. The record is from RefSeq and is a predicted model, not a curated record.